ACAUUAUUAUUAUCGGAUUGACGGGCGAAGGGUUCAUUGGUUAUUGGUUCAUGAAAGUCUCAGGAAUUGUAUUGCAUUGCAAAUUGCAAGACAGCAAGUGAGCAAGACGCGUCAGCUCUGAGAUGUCAAUCAUGAGUGAAUACGAAGACGCCAUAGAAAGCCUGGAGGAUGUGUCCCACCCUCUGGCCAAUGGAGGUAUCGGUCUGCGUCAUAGACCCUCCGCUACCUCCGCCUCCACCUGGGACCCUGAUCAGAUCUCACUGAGCUCCGAAGUCCCAGGACUGCACGAAGUCAAGGAGCUGUUAGAGAUAGACAACUCUUCAGCACUAUCAGAAGAUGAGAUGGCUGGAGGUUGUCCUCUUCCUUCCACACCGGUCGAUCCUCGCCUGUUGGAAACUGAGGCUACAGUGGAGGUUCUCAAGGCCCAGAUGAGUCAUGGAGAUGACAUGGACCUCAGCACCAUGGCUCACAACGCAGCUGAACAAGCUGAGGAGUUUGUACGCAAGGUGUGGGAGGCCUCGUGGUCUGUCUGCCAUUUCCGUAGUCUGCCGCGAUGGCUGCAAGACAAUGACUACCUCCACGCCGGCCACAGACCACCUCUGCCAUCGUUCUCUGCGUGUUUUCGAUCAAUCUUCCGCAUACACUCCGAGACUGGCAACAUAUGGACACAUCUACUCGGGUGCGUAGCAUUUAUCGGUGUGGCCAUUUACUUCCUGUCGAGGCCAUCUAUCGAGGUGAACCUGCAGGAAAAAUUAGUAUUCGCAGCUUUCUUUGCCGGAGCUAUCGUCUGCUUGGGUUUUUCCUUUGCGUUUCACACAGUCUACUGUCAUUCACAGAGUGUGGGAAAACUGUUUAGCAAGUUGGACUACUGCGGCAUCGCUCUACUGAUCACUGGCUCAUUUGUGCCUUGGCUGUACUACGGCUUCUACUGCCACUUCCAGUCCAAGGUGAUCUACCUCAGUGUCGUGAUCACGCUGGGUCUCAGUGCUAUGAUAGUCUCACUGUGGGACCGCUUCAGUGAGCCAGCCUUCAGGCCAAUCAGAGCAGCGGUGUUCACAGUGUUUGGUCUGAGCGGAGUAGUCCCCGCUGUGCACUACGCCAUCGCCGAGGGAUGGGUGAACGCAGUCAGUCACGCCUCACUAGGUUGGCUCAUCCUCAUGGGUCUUCUCUACAUCCUGGGGGCCGCACUCUACGCAUGGAGGGUACCUGAGAGGUUCUUCCCCGGGAGAUGUGAUAUUUGGUUUCAGAGUCACCAGAUAUUCCAUGUGUUGGUGAUUGCUGCUGCGUUUGUACACUUCCACGGCAUCACGGAGAUGGCGAUGCAUCGGAUGUCCAUCGGGGAAUGUUUGCCGCAGAAUCCAAUCUCCCUCUGACAUCAUCUCCUGUAUGUCUAGAUGCGAAUUUUAAAUAUCACACGUUUUCUCUUAGGCAGUAAUUUUACCAAAAGAGUGCAAACAAUCUCAAUAUAUUUUUCAAUAGAUUUUUAUCUCUGGAUUAGGAGCAUAAAGCUUUGUUAGACAUACUUGACCCCUUCAUAAUCUGCGGGCUCAGUUGAAAGCGUUAUUAUCAUUAUAAAUUGAAAAAUAUCAUAUUAAGUUAGAAUUUGAACAUGAAUUUUUAUAAACGUUUUAGCAAACUUCCGUCUAGUGCAGCUUUGAUAUGCUCACAUUUCCUUUUAAAGGUAUUCUUUUACAAUCCACUACAAAUAGUAGUCAUGACUUUGAUCACUUUGUGGCUUUUUUAGCAAUACGCUUUAUAUAAGUAUCUAACUUUGUACCCUAAGUCAUGCACUUCAUAGAAAACCUAUUGUUACCAUACUGUGGUGGUGGCCUGGGAUAUAGUUUUGUUAUUUAUUGUAUUGGAAUUUAUUAAUUUUGCAAUGUUAUGGGGAUGGAAAAAUCUGUAGACAAAUCAUGCUACUUAUAUUUCGUAAUAAUUAUUAUUUAAUAAAUUUGAAAUUGUUAUCAAGUUUUCGUUAAACAAACGGAUUUACAGAGAUGGUCUAUUUUAACACCUUAUGAAUUAAUUAUUAUCUUACAGUUAAAUGUUUUAAUUAAACUGCUCAACAUUGAAAGACUUUCUCCCACUUGUUAUCGCAAUGUUAGACAAUGAUUAUAAACGGCAUGUCAGUAUUUGUUAUAUUGCAUUUGGUGCUUUAGUUUUAGUCUAUAAAACACAUCAAUACUAAAUAACGUAAUUGUACAACGUAGUGUAGAGCUGUAAAUUCUUCAUAUUUUUCCAAAUUAGUGAACAUUUCUACUCGUAACUAGCCACUGUCCUCAAUGUUAUUUUUUCUUCAAAGUUUAUUCUUCUGAGUAUGAACAUCUGCGAUAGUAACACAACUAUUGCCAGACAGAAUUCAGCGUGGUGUUUAGAACGUAGUUCCAUCCUAAUUUUCACGUUCUCGAUGAACUGAUGGAAAUUAAACCUCUGUGAUAAACGGGCAAAGACUGGGUUGGGGCUUUUGAUUUUAUAAAGGUUAGAAUACCCUUGUGUACAAAUACGAUACAAAUAAUGUAGGUCUUAAUAGAUUUUAUCUUGCACGCAUACAAUGCAAAAUGUUAAUAUAGUAUUAUAAACACUUUGCAACACUUAUUUUCUCCUAAUUUAUAUUUUACCAUUCAAAUUUCAAAUCAUCAAUGUUAGUUUAGAAUUUCAAUUAUUGCCUUUUAUACCUUACGUUUGCUUUGGAAUGUCAUUAAAUUCUUGGUUUUUUCUUGAAGCUAUUGCAAAAUUUACGCUAAUUGUAAAACUUAUACAAGUGAUAUCUGUAUGUUGAUUUUCCAAUAUUUUUAGUGGAAUACUUUCAGUUAAUGUAAUUUAUAAGUUUAUAAGAUUGUCCAGCUAGACCAGAGCUAAAUCGAUUAAAUUAGUGUUUGUUUUGUAUUGCAUUGUUGUUACUUUAAUAUAAAUAUGUUGUAAGAUUGUGUUUAA
Macrosteles quadrilineatus (aster leafhopper) is the source of this 2934-nucleotide messenger RNA. RefSeq names its product adiponectin receptor protein-like. The record is from RefSeq and is a predicted model, not a curated record. Gene Ontology annotation, cellular component: plasma membrane. The coding region runs from base 123 to 1373 and encodes 416 amino acids. The transcript is spliced from 9 exons. Gene Ontology annotation, molecular function: signaling receptor activity. Lineage: Eukaryota; Metazoa; Arthropoda; Insecta; Hemiptera; Cicadellidae. Gene Ontology annotation, biological process: adiponectin-activated signaling pathway.